GUAAACGUAGCAAAAAUACAACGCAGACGGAUACGACGUUACAGCCGCGCAACGAAAGUCGGCGUCAGUAUGCAGCCCGCGGCACGCUCCAACAAGAUGUCCCGCUACAAGAUCACCGAGGACCUCGAGACCACGCCCACGGCGGACUUCCACCUGGCGAGGAACGUCAAAAAGGACGAGAUCGUCCUAAUGAAAAUACUGAAGAAGAAUUACUACACGCUGGAAGAGUGUAAGGGCAACAAAGAAGUGCAGGUUUGCUUAAAAUUGAACCACGCUAACGUCCUGAAGUUUUUCGAGUUCAUCAAUGACUCAAACCAGCUCCUGAUGAUCUUCGAGUAUAUUCCAGACAACGUAAAGCGUGUCAUGAAACGAAGGGACCAACCAUUCAGCGAGGCCGAGACCAAGGGAAUCAUGCUUCAGGUGUUCCAUGGACUCUCCUACAUACACGGUCAAGGGUUUAUCCACCGGAACUUGCGCCCGGAGCUGCUCGUCUGCAACGAGGACGCGACGGAAGUUAAGAUCUCUGACUUCUCCUUGGCUCGGUCCUCCCUCGACACCAUCAACACCAUCGCAGACUACACGGGACAGCUUCACCCGUACCUGCCUCCGGAAGUGCUGCUGCAGGUCGAGAAGUACGGCACGCCGGUUGACAUGUGGGCUGCCGGUUGUGUGAUGGCAGAGCUGCUCACCGGAAGCCCCCUCUUCCAGAGUGACGUCAUGGAGAUAAAGGAUCUCAUGUCGAAGAUCUGUGUUAUAAUAGGAACUUUCACAAAGGGCGAGUGGCAGGAAGGGUCCCAGGCACUCAGGCAGGCCAUGUUCAACCUUCCCAAAGUGGAGGUCGGAAGGGGACUCGGCGAGGCGGGAGCGAAAGUUGGGGCGGACGCAAAGGGGCUCAUCAUGGACCUCGUCGUUUGGAACCCUAGCAAGAGGAAGACGGCGGAUCAAGCGAUCAGGGAUGACUUCUUCAAGUCGGAUGGCGAGUUUGUAAACAGCACAGAAAAUCAGGAGAUCCUGAAAUUCGCGCGCGAGAAGAUGCAAACAUGGCGGGAAACUUACCAGGCCGAUCUGACCAGAAACUCGCUGGCCGAAUUCGACAGGAUCAUCGCCGACGUAACGCACAAAGCAGGCCACCAGCCUCAGCGGAACCCGUUCCAGGGCUUUGAGACGUCAAAUCCGCUGCUUGGCGACAGUACGCCGCGUGGCAAGUUUGGUUCCCCUCCUCAACAGAGGAAACUCGGUGUAAAGGGAGGCGCAGAUGAUCCGUUCGGGCAGUUUCGACCUCAGCGUCUCCAGAUGGACCUCUCACCUCGCAAGAGCGAGAAGAACCCUUUUACAGAGGAGAUUAAGAGCCGAGAAGAGCAUCGCCGCUCGCACCAGGGACCUCCGGCAAACAAAGACUCACUGUUUGCGCCAGAAGAGCCUCCCAAAAACGUGGAUCAUCGAGAUCGCGCGGACAAAAUGCGGCAACAGAACUAUCUCAAGUACAGGACCAAGUAUGGAGAUGACUUCCUCAGAAGCCAGCUUGGAGACAAACUCGCCUCGAAUGAGAAAGAAACAGUCGCUCCGUCGAACAACAGAAAGGGCUCAGUUGCGCAGGACCGGGGCCAGUCACGUGACCCCGUUCGAACCAGAUCCCCGCCCAAGCAGGCGUUUAACGGAAAGGGCGGCUCAGAUGCCGACUACGACCUCGACAUUAACUUGGACUUCGGGGAGAAAUCAGAAACGGAACUAAACAAGGCAGAGUGGCUGCGAGGACCACAGAGUCCAAAAAACAACACCAACAGUUAUCGCGGCAAUAAGCCCCAGGAGAACGGCUUGCCGGCGAUCAAAGAGAAGAGCGCGCCGCGCGUCUCCCCGAGUCGCCGCCUUCCUGAGUCCGACGUGAAGUACGCGCCUAUCGACCACGCGAGCAAGGCGGCCAGGCUCCGUGAGCAGAACCUCGUCAAGUACAGGGACAAGUACGGAGACGAUGAUAUGAAGAAAAUUAUGGGUGGCGGUGGCAAUGACGGGGCAAUUAACCCGAAAACAUAUGCAGAUGCCAAGCACGGCAACUACACUCCAAGCUGGAUGGACAACGGCUCGGGAACCCGUGCGUUCUAGCUGCUAAUACCAAGUCCCCGGGAUAGCCGUCUUUGUUACGUUUCUUUUUUUUGCUGACUAUAGCAAUAUUUUCAAAUGAUAAUUGAAAUUAUCCCACUUAAUACAUAUAUAUGAUACAUGUAGUAAAAUUAAAUAUAUUUAAACACAUCAAUUUUGCUCAGUAUUUUGAUUUAAAAAAAAAUGAACGUAGGUUAAAUAGGUAUCAGAUAUGUGAUCUAGAUUAUAUGAACUAGGAAUAAUAAAAUGAAUACCGGUAAGCGCUUUUGUUUACGAGGGAGUUUGUAAGGCUGGUCAUGAUUUUAUGCAACACAGAGCCCGUUUGGGGCUCACGCAGGAAACGACGCAGCCGGUACCAACAAUAAUGCAUCUUCCUGUACGAGUAACUUGAAUCUGCCACCUAAGACUGUUUUUAUUUCCGACGCAACACUUUCUGUUAUAAAGAAUUGCAUACUGUUAAACGAUAGCUUGACACAAUGAAUUUUGGUUCCUUUGGAUGGCGUAAUAACUGCUAUAAACUUGCCUGCUGUUCCGUAAUCUGUAGGGCCCACAGGAGAGUUUAUGUGAUAAUACAACUAUGAAUACCGAUAAAUAUAUUCACUCAAUGAUCAGGUACACGGAAUUUAAAAGCAUACCAGUUGACUACACUGGUUAAUUACCAAGCACGUAAAUCAAUACAAUACGUGAAGUCUAGCAUUCAAGCAUUUGAACCCAUUAAUGAUUACGCUUUCGAUUUAUUUAC
Dreissena polymorpha is the source of this 2839-nucleotide messenger RNA. RefSeq names its product serine/threonine-protein kinase MAK-like. Gene Ontology annotation, cellular component: nucleus; cilium; cytoplasm. The transcript has 13 exons. Gene Ontology annotation, molecular function: ATP binding; protein serine/threonine kinase activity. The record is from RefSeq and is a predicted model, not a curated record. NCBI's taxonomy places the organism in Eukaryota, Metazoa, Mollusca, Bivalvia, Myida, Dreissenidae. Gene Ontology annotation, biological process: intraciliary transport; protein phosphorylation; intracellular signal transduction. Bases 70 to 2100 code for a protein of 676 amino acids.